Messenger RNA from Ilex paraguariensis (yerba mate), 774 nucleotides. The record is from the annotation of a GenBank genome assembly. Lineage: Eukaryota; Viridiplantae; Streptophyta; Magnoliopsida; Aquifoliales; Aquifoliaceae.
AUGGACAACUCAAAGGGAAAGCCCCCAACCAGUGAGCCACUUCGAAUAAAACUCCUCCCAGAUUCCAACAUUUCUGCUACUCUCAAUCAUUCUUGCCUGGUACUGAAGCAACCGGAAAACUCAUCACUCCCAACACUCCAGAUGGAGGAGGAGGAGCGUGAAAUCCAUUCAAUUCAAGCAAGUGGACCCAUCAAAUUCUCAGAUACACUACCUGAUUCUAGAUCGUGCAUCAUGCUCACACCCCUGUCACCAACAGACUCUACAAAUGCUCCACGUGGCACAGCAAGAAUGGAUUCGAACGCAACUAACUCGGGGGAAAUGCUUUCAACCAUUGUGGUACAAACCACCCCACAAAACCCUACUUCAUCCCACCCAACAAGAAUACAAAUGAACCUAAUCCCUGACCCGAGUAUAGACUGUAUGCUAGCCCAUCAUACCAUCCCAUCAAGCCCAAGAAGAGAUGACACAUUUUCUCUCUCUGACCCAAGUGUUGCUUGUUUCCCAGAUCAGUACAUAAACCCAGCAAAUCCAAUAGCCCAGAUAACAACACAGCCCAUACCUUCAUCUAAAGCCCUCGCUCAUGAACCAACUCAGAUCAUAGCAUGGGCUCCUUAUCUUUCCCAUACACAGAUCAGAGGCAAAAACUUCCAUCCAUCAGCAGGGAUUACCUACACCUUAACCCAAGUUUUACAACCUUCGUUUUCAACCACGGAUGCUCCACAUAAAUCUGAAAACUCUUUGUCUCUAAUCACUUCCCCACCUCUUCACAAUUAG